AUGUGCGACCUCAUUGAGCCGCAGCCGGCCGAGAAGAUCGGCAAGAUGAAGAAGUUGCGGAGAACUUUGUCGGAGAGUUUCAGCCGCAUUGCUUUGAAGAAAGACGACACCACCUUUGAUGAGAUAUGUGUCACAAAGAUGUCUACACGGAACUGCCAGGGAAUGGAUUCAGUGAUCAAACCCCUGGACACAAUUCCUGAGGAUAAAAAAGUCAGGGUUCAGAGGACGCAGAGCACCUUUGACCCAUUUGAGAAACCCGCUAAUCAAGUAAAGAGGGUGCAUUCAGAGAACAAUGCUUGCAUUAACUUUAAGUCCUCCUCCACUGGCAAAGAGUCUCCGAAAGUUAGGCGGCACUCCAGCCCCAGCUCGCCGACAAGUCCCAAAUUUGGAAAAGCUGACUCAUACGAAAAACUGGAAAAACUAGGGGAAGGCUCUUAUGCUACAGUAUACAAAGGGAAAAGCAAAGUAAAUGGGAAGCUGGUAGCCCUGAAGGUGAUCAGGCUGCAAGAAGAAGAAGGUACACCUUUUACAGCUAUCAGGGAAGCUUCUCUCUUAAAAGGACUAAAACAUGCUAACAUAGUGCUGCUUCACGACAUCAUCCACACCAAGGAGACGCUGACACUUGUGUUUGAAUAUGUGCACACUGAUUUAUGUCAGUACAUGGACAAGCACCCUGGGGGGCUGCAUCCAGAUAAUGUGAAGUUGUUUUUAUUUCAGUUGCUGCGAGGGCUGUCUUACAUCCACCAGCGUUAUAUUUUGCACAGAGACCUGAAACCACAGAACCUUCUGAUCAGUGACACGGGGGAGUUAAAGCUGGCAGAUUUCGGUCUUGCAAGAGCAAAAUCCGUCCCUAGCCACACAUACUCCAAUGAAGUGGUUACCUUGUGGUACAGACCUCCAGAUGUCCUCCUGGGCUCGACAGAAUAUUCCACCUGCCUUGACAUGUGGGGAGUCGGCUGCAUCUUUGUCGAAAUGAUCCAAGGGGUUGCUGCUUUUCCAGGAAUGAAAGACAUUCAGGAUCAACUGGAACGAAUAUUUCUGGUUCUUGGAACGCCAAAUGAGGACACGUGGCCUGGAGUUCAUUCUUUACCACAUUUUAAGCCAGAACGCUUUACCCUGUACAGCUCUAAAAACCUUAGGCAAGCAUGGAAUAAGCUCAGCUAUGUGAAUUAUGCAGAGGAUCUGGCCUCCAAGCUCCUACAAUGUUCCCCAAAGAACAGACUAUCAGCACAGGCUGCCUUGAGCCAUGAGUAUUUUAGUGACCUGCCCCCACGGCUAUGGGAACUGACCGAUAUGUCUUCUAUUUUUACCGUCCCAAAUGUAAGAUUGCAGCCAGAAGCUGGAGAAAGCAUGCGGGCCUUUGGGAAAAACAAUAGUUAUGGCAAAAGUCUAUCAAAUAGCAAGCACUGAUGAGCACAGCAUUCUCAAGAAAGCACAGGAUUAAGUUGUCAUCAUUCUGGGAAGAAAAAAAAAACCAUUAAUGAAGUGGCCAAUAAUACGAAGGGAAUGACGGAUCAGUUUCCUUCCCCUCCCUGUGGUGGAUUUCACUCACAAGAAAAUUGAAGCUGGCAAGACCCUGUUUUCUCUGCAAUUUAUUUAAAACCUUGCACGCAUUUGGAUACCUUGUGAUUUCCAAGAACUAUGUGAAGAUUAAGCUUUGCUUAUUGAUACAUGGCAUGUAUUCUUUUCAGUCUUUUGUGUUUGAUUUUGUUUGAUUUCCCUCUGCAGUGCAGCGUCUCUGUAAAGGUUUUUAUGCUUUCACCAGCCAUGUCUUAAAUACAUUAAGACAACACAUUUGGUGUUCACACUUCUUCAGUAAUGUCUGUACUUGAAAGCCACAUAGUGGCAUAAAACAAUGUGUGUUUUCUUUAAGAGCAGUGUACAUUUUGCAACCCCCAGGAAGGAAAUUUUUAGCUAAAGCAAACCCCUGUUCUGAGGCUGACUUGACAACUUGGUCCCUAGCUGUGGGGCCCACUUGUCGCUUACCUUUUGAGGACAUCUGCAAAUGUGGCUUUUUUCUUGGAAAUAACUGCACAUGUACAUAGGAUAUUGGAAUCUGCUUAGCAUUUUCAAGCCACAUAGCAUGACUGUUUUGCAAGGAGGUUGGAAGUAAAGAAACAAAUCUCAAGCAUUAAGAACAAAG
Molecule: messenger RNA, 2143 nt
Organism: Neomonachus schauinslandi (Hawaiian monk seal)
Lineage: Eukaryota; Metazoa; Chordata; Mammalia; Carnivora; Phocidae
Gene: CDK14
Product: cyclin dependent kinase 14
Exons: 15
Coding region: 1-1410 (469 amino acids)
Biological process (GO): protein phosphorylation
Cellular component (GO): nucleus; cytosol; cytoplasm
Molecular function (GO): cyclin binding; cyclin-dependent protein serine/threonine kinase activity; ATP binding
Source: RefSeq, a predicted model, not a curated record